AUGGCACAGGUUUCAAGAAUUGUCGGUGUCACCUCCGCGCGGUUCUUCGUCUCUGUCUUGCCAACUUCCGCCGCGGUCUUUAAUAGGCUCCAUAGUAGCAUCAAGUUGCUGCACGUAAUACCUACUUUCCAGGCGCUAUUGACAGCUCCUCCCCGCCUGUAUUAUCCGAAGAAGCGUCAGUUCCGCUCCACGGGGGCGAAGGGGUUCCGUGCGGUGGUGAGCUUUGCUGUUCGGAAGCUGAGGGGUGGUGGUGGUGUGUGGGAAGAGCAGCAUGAAGCAGAAGGGCGUGUUUGUGGGGCUGAAGCGCGGGAUGGUUAUCGUGCGGUGAAGGUGGGUGAAGUGGCAGAGGGUGCGGUGGAGAGUGGCGCUGAGCGGCCUAAUCUGGCGGGUGUGGAUGCAGCAGAUAGCAAUGGAGUGCACAGUAAGGGUAGUUUAGGCGCGUGGGUUACGCAAGGAGAAGAACCAAUCAGACUGAGAAAAGAGGGAAGAAAAUAUCUAGACGCGUAUGUGUCACCUGACGUCACAAAUGGAGCAGUCAGGGCGAUCAGGGAGGGCAACGGGAGCGUCAGAGGGGCAAGCGAGGGCAAGGCAAUCAGCAGAGGGGCAAGUGAGGGCAACAGGAGCGUCAGAGGGUCAAGGGAGGGCAAGGGAAGCAGCAGUGGGGCAGAGGCUGGGAUGAGUGAAGGGGCGCUGGAAUGGCAGCAUGAGUUUGGGCAGGAGCGGUUGAGUCAGGUGCUGGGCGCAGUAACAACGGUGAAGGAGGAAGAAGGGGCGGAGGAGAGAGAAGGGCUGGAGAAGAAAGAACGGAUGGAAAAGAGAGAAGCUGAGGAUAUGGCGUUUUCCCUUAGCACCUCAGAUGGGCUGGCUGUCUCCUCCCGCACUCUCUCCUGGAUCUCUGACGUUGUUGUCUCGCCCGCGCUCAGCUUCACAGGCCCACCGGUUGCCCGAGCCUUCAACUCCCUGCCUCGCAUCCGCAUGGGAGUGCUGCUGGACGUGGCAAGGAGUGUGCGCGCCAGUGCAGGCGGCAUGGGCGCAUGGUCAAUGCGCGACCUCACCCACGGGCUGUACCUGCUGUCACUGCAGCAUGCUGAGGAGAGGGCGGUUGAUUCAGUAGCAUCUACGCCAGUCACAGACGAGCAGACUGUGCAUGACCUCAUCUACCACUGCGAGUUCGCGCGGGCGUCCAUUGCCACGACGCACAGAGCCAUAGCGCAGGCAUGCAUGGUUCGCCCCAACCGCAUUGUCAAGAUCGUACCAAAGGCUCGCUACAGCAGGCCGGCCUACUUCAUAGCUCUGGACGACAAGCGUCGUCUCGUAGUGGUGUCGUUCCGCGGGACGCGGUCAGCGCACGACAUGCUGACAAACCUCGCUGCCCACUCGGUCCACGUGUCUACUGUUCAGCAGCAGAGUCACCCAAAGCAGCCUCCAAAGGAGGAGACGAUGGAAGAUGUGGUGGGAGAAGAGGAGCGGUGGGACAUGGACGAGGUGAUAGCCUUCGGGCACUACGGCAUGGUGCAGGCAGCUGAGACCUUCGUGCACGAGGAGUCCCCCCUGCUCCGCCACCUGCUCGCCCACCACCCGGGCUACGACCUGCGGCUCAUCGGGCACUCCCUGGGGGCGGCGGUGGCGGCGCUGGUGACCAUUCUGCUCAGGCCACAAGCGGAGGGGCUGCUGGGGAUUGGAAGCGAGCGCGUGCGCUGCGUGGGGUUCGCCACACCACCUUGUGUAUCGAGACAUCUGGCGCUGUCCUGUCGCUCCUUCAUCACCACUGUGGUGCUGCAGGUGAGCCACGUAGAGGAAUUCUCUCCCUUUUCUCUCUCUCCCCCCUGCUGCGCCACCUGCUGGCCCACCACCCGGGGUACGACCUGCGCCUCAUCGGGCACUCCCUGGGGGCAGCGGGUUCGCCACUCCGCCCUGUGUGUCGCGGCAUCUGGCGCUGUCUUGUCGGUCUUUCAUCACCACUGUUGUGCUGCAGGUGAGCUCCCUUUUGCCUUCCACCUCCCCUCGUCUGGUAGCUUCCUCCUGACACUGGGGGCGGCGGUGGCGGCGCUGGUGACCAUUCUGCUCAGGCCACAGGCGGAGAGCUUGCUGGGGAUUGAGAGUGAGCGCGUGCGCUGCGUGGGGUUCGCUACGCCGCCGUGUGUGUCCCGGCACCUGGCGCUCUUCUGUCGCUCCUUCAUCACCACUGUGGUGCUGCAGGCAUCUGGCGCUCUUCUGUCGCUCCUUCAUCACCACUGUGGUGCUGCAGGUGAGCUCCGCGGUGCUUUGAUAGGGACAGCCUUGUAUGCACCACUAUGUGUGGGGUUUGCUACCCCGCUGUGUGUUUCCAGGCAUCUGGCGCUCUUCUGUCGCUCCUUCAUCACCACUGUGGUCCUGCAGGAUGACAUAGUGCCGCGCCUCAGUCUGCACGCCUUGGAGUCGCUCCGCAACGAAGUCGUGGCGGAGGGCGAGCUGACAGGUGCUACUAUACUCCGCGACUCCUCUGCAGAAGAUGCCUCCUUUCUCUCCCCUCCUCACUCUCCCUUCGAUUCUUCCUCGUCCUCCUCAUCCCCCUCAUCUCAAUUGCCUCUCUUUGCCACCACCACUGCCACUCCCCCUCACGAGCUCGGUCUUUCGACCUCUUGUUCAUCUGCCCUUGAUGCUCUCUACACCUUCUCCUCCUCCUCUCGCCCUCCAGCCUCCCUCGCCGCCUCCUCUUCUCGCUCCCCUCUCUCCUCACGCUCCUCUCCCUCUGUGAAUUCCCGCUCGGCCCUUCGAUCCUCUCCCCCUCGUCCUGCUCCUACUUUAUCACCUGCUGAUUCGCCUUCGCUUCUGACCAAGCUCAAGUCGAAGAAGUGGAAGAAAAAGAAGGAGAGGGAGUUGAGUCGACAUGAGCUGAUGCUGCUGCAACAGGUGCAGAUGGAGUGCUGUAUUCCGGACGAGCACUACUCCAAUGCUGCAGCAGCUACUAAAGGGGAUGACCAUGAGUUACUGCCACAGCAUUCUCAGCAUCUCCAGCAACAGCGGGAAAAUGGGGAGGAUGGGUGGGGAGCUGGAUCAAUUCUGCUUGGCAUGGAAGAGUCAGCUGGCAAUAGCCAUGGUAGCAGCCAUGGUAGCAGCCAUGGUAGCAGCCAUGGUAGCAGCCAUGGUAGCAGCCAUGGGACAGAUAAUACCAAGUCCGGAAUGUCUAAGAUUCUUACCGAGGACGUGACUGCUACAGCUGCGAAUGGAGAAGCAGUCUCGGCGAAUGUGGUUACCAUGGAUACGCACAGGCGUUACGCUCCGGGGAAACUGUACCAUAUAGUGAGGGAUAAGAAGGAUGGGGAGCAUGUGUUGUUGGAGGCGCAGGGGAGCGCGCGGUUUGAGCGGAUUGUUUUGUCAUCCUCGUUAUUGUCGGAUCACCUUGUGAACUCGUACAUGUAUGCAUUGCGAGAUGUGCUGAAAGGCAUGUAG
Closterium sp. Yama58-4 is the source of this 3432-nucleotide messenger RNA. The record is from the annotation of a GenBank genome assembly. Lineage: Eukaryota; Viridiplantae; Streptophyta; Zygnematophyceae; Desmidiales; Closteriaceae.